UGGAGCUGAAAAGAAGCUUCAAACUAACUUUUUCUGAGUAUUGUGUAAUGGUUUCACUCUCGAAGAAGCUGAUUGCGCCCAUACUCAAAUCGUAUUGUGUAAUGGUUUCACUCUCGAAGAAGCUGAUUGCGCCCAUACUCAAAUCUUCAUCCUUCAUCUCCACAGUCGCCAAGUUUCACGACGACCACCUCCCAUUCAUCCCCUUCUCCCACCUCCAAAAAAUCAAACACUUGGAAUGCCAACUCGUUUCCACACUCGAACAUUGCAGAAGCCCUGCCCAAAUCAAGCAAACCCACGCUUACAUAAUCCGAAAAUGCCUCCAUCAAUCCUCCUACAUAAUCGCCAAGCUCAUCCGAAUGCUAUCCAAAUUCAAUGUCUCCACAAAAUCAUACGCCGCCUCUGUUUUCUCCGAGGUGAGACACCCCAAUGCGUUUCUGUACACUGCUUUAAUCAGGGGUUAUUUGGUUGACGGGAUGCUAAAAGAGUCGAUCCUCGUAUACAAUUCGAUGCGCGGAAGAGGUUUGAUUCCCUUGUCCUUCACUAUCGCGGCGCUGCUGAAGGGAUCUGCGAGCGAAUCGGAUGCCAAUUUUGGGCGGCAGAUUCACGGAGAGAGUGUGAAAUUAGGUGGAUUUGGUGCGGAUUUGUUUGUGGUUAAUGCUUUGAUCGAUAUGUAUGUGAAAUGCGGGGAUUUGGAUUGCGGGCGGAAGGUGUUUGACGAAAUGCCUGAACGAGAUUUGAUCUCUUGGACUACGCUUAUCGAUGCUUAUGCGAAGGCGGCGGAGAUGGAUUGCGCGGAUGAGCUUUUUAGCGCCAUGCCGGUGAAGGAUAUGGUGGCGUGGACCGCGAUGGUGACCGGCUUCGUGCAGAAUGCCAAGCCCAGGGAGGCGUUGGAGUGCUUCGAGAGAAUGCAGAGCGCCGGUGUCCAGACAGACGAGGUCACGUUGGUCGGAGUUAUAAACGCGUGCGCUCAAUUGGGCGCGGUUAAGCACGCGUACUGGGUUAGAGACGUAGCUGUGAGAUGUGGCUUCGACCCUGCACACGACGCUCAUGUAGGUUCUGCGUUAAUCGACAUGUAUUCGAAAUGCGGAUGUCUGGAAGAAGCAUAUGGUGUUUUCAACUCAUUGCAAAGGAAGAAUGUCUACUCCUAUAGCUCUAUGAUCAUUGGUUUCGCAAUGCACGGCCGCGCCACCUCAGCAAUCGAGCUUUUUCGCGAGAUGACGACGACGACAGAUGUAAAGCCAAAUUCGGUGACAUUCUUGGGAGUUCUGACUGCUUGUAGCCAUGGAGGUAUGGUGGAGCAGGGGAAGCUCUUUUUCGACGAAAUGAAGGAGAAACACGGCAUCUCACCCUCCGUGGAUCACUACAACACCAUGGUGGAUAUGCUUGGAAGAAGGGGGAGGUUGAAGGAAGCGCUUAGCCUCAUCAAAGCCAUGCCUAUGGAGGCGAAUGGCGGCGUGUGGGGGGCUCUCCUAGGAGCAAGCCGGGUCCACGGAGAUGCAAGCAUUGCAGAGGAAGCAGCAGGGCAUCUCUUCAAGCUCGAGCCGGGGAACAUAGGGAACUAUAUAUUAUUAUGCGAGGCUUAUGCAAAAGCGGGGAGGUGGGAGGACGUGGCGAGGGUGAGGAGGGAGAUGAGGGCGAAGGGGCUGAGGAAGAAGGCGGGGGUGGCGUGUAGCUGGGUGGAAGGGGAGAGGGGGGAGGUGCAAGUGUUCUACGCGGGAGAGUGGACGCAUCCGAGGAGUGGGGAGGUGAAGGGGGUGUUGGAGGAGGUGGCGGAGAGGGCGGGGUACGAGGCGAGGGUGGGGGGAGUGGUGUAUGAUGUGGAAGAGGAGGAGAAGAGGAGGAUUUUGAUGGGGCAUAGUGAGAAGAUGGCGUUGGCGUAUGCGGUGAUGGUGGGGGGACAGGGGACUGUGAGGAUUGUGAAGAAUUUGAGAAUAUGUGAGGAUUGUCAUGUGUUUAUGUGUGGGGUGUCGAGGGUGAUUGGGAGGGAUAUUUUGGUUAGGGAUAAUUUCAGGUUUCAUCACUUUCGUCAUGGGCUUUGUUCCUGUUCGGAUUUUUGGUGAAGUACUAUUUAUAGUUGAUAAAAAUGUGUUUUCUUCUUGACAAUACUAUGAUAAAUAAAAUGCU
This is a messenger RNA of Salvia splendens (bonfire salvia), 2124 nucleotides long. Its product is annotated as pentatricopeptide repeat-containing protein At5g44230. The transcript has a single exon. Gene Ontology annotation, biological process: RNA modification. The coding region runs from base 48 to 2060 and encodes 670 amino acids. The record is from RefSeq and is a predicted model, not a curated record. Lineage: Eukaryota; Viridiplantae; Streptophyta; Magnoliopsida; Lamiales; Lamiaceae. Gene Ontology annotation, molecular function: zinc ion binding; RNA binding; protein binding.